AUGGCUUCUCUCUUUUCUAAACGUCUGACCUGCUUCUACUGCGGGCGGCGCGCUACUCGACCGACCAGUGGUCCUGUUCGCAAGUUCCGCUGCGAACACUGCGAAGCCGACAACCAUCUAGACGAGAAUGGAGAAAUCACAGAUCCCCCAGCCGCGGAGACAAAUCCAGGAAUCUACGGACCCGACGGUUCAAGCCCGCCCUUCGAAACAACCACCUUCACCGAAUCCGAUCUAUUUUGCUCCAAAUGCACGCGCAACCAGCAUCUUUUCACCAGCCAACUAGCUUCCUAUUUCCCUCCCGUGGACGAUCCUCUCUACAAGGCCGCCGAGCGCGAGUAUCCGCAGUUCCGCAGGAACCUGGAGGAACGAUACCCUCAAGUGUGCGACAAAUGUGAGCCUCGUGUGAGAGAUCGUAUACGUCGGACUGGAUAUGAGGCGAAAGCGGAUCACCUCAGACGUAUGAUGGAUCGGAGUAGAGCGAGUAAAGCCUCUCGACAGGCUAGGAACCGGAAUUGGAGGAGUUUGCUGGUCAUUACAGGCGCGCUCGGUUACUGGGGUAGCAUUGCUACCCAGCUUGCGUGGGAUUCAAUGAGUGUUUUGGCUAGCGGUCAAUUGUCGGAUGGCGUGAACACACCUUCACUGGCGUCUUGUGUCAGUCAGACGGUAGGGAUACGACGCAUCCCUAGCAACUGCGCCUUCGAUCUGGCGCCCUUGGCUGGCCUCGGACUUAUUGCGGGUAGUCUUUCUCUUUGGUGGAAUCCGAAGCUGCGCAUGAAGGUCGAGGGGAGAGGCGGCAGGUUCGCUGGUCUUGGGGAGUACUACAAGGUCCAACUGAUAGUCUUGGUCGUGAGGUGUGUGUUUUGGGCGGUGCUCAAGGAUCCGUCUGCCAGUGGUCUGAAACCCACUUUGCCUCCAGCUUUACACUUGUUCAUGGUCUUGUUCACAUUUAUGUCUGUGGUGAUAUCCCGCGGUCUGGUCAAGUACGACACUCGUCCCCUGGUGAAUUGGUCGGAUAAAUCGUGGGAAAAUACUCCAAUUCGAAGCACAGAGACAUCGCCCGUAACGGCCCCUCGCAGCAGACAAGUUCAUUCGACCCCCACCGCAAAUGGCGUGCGAAAUAACCAGCGUUUUCCAAUCGAGACACUGGCGUCUCCUCGGCCUGUUCCAGAGAGAUCUCCGACAAUUCCUCCCAGUCCUCCAGAGACGGACGACAUGGAUUGGACUCCCUCAGCCCCGCAAGAUAUUCGACCAACCGUGAGCGUCUACCAACGGGACCAGCCGUCUGUUUUCGAUGGACCCCUCCCGUUUUACGGAACUCUUCCGUCGGCCCCAAAGCCUCCUGCGUGGAAACUUCAAGAUCAAACUCCCAAAAAGCCCAUCGCACAAGUUGUUGAACCCAAUCCGUUUACCCGAAUCCCUACCCAGCAAGCCAACCAGUGGCAACAAAGGUCGGGUCGCUCUGAACCUGUGUUCAGGCCUCCAACCUUUUUCCCAGAUCAGGACACAUCUACGGGACUGGAGACGUUGUUCGACAAUGCAUUCACAAUACAAUCACCCGAUGACCCACCCAGGAGCAACUGGGCACAGCAGAAUCAGGAUCCAAGGUCUGCGUAUCCUGAGAGGGCUCAAAAAUUUCUCAUCUUCCAAUAUCUUCGGCUUGGAUUAUUGGGGUUCUCUAUUUUUGCGUGGAUGUCGUCUCAGAACCGCCAGUUACCGAUUCCUGGGAAUUACAUCGAGGUCGGAGCUUUGGGCAGCGCAAGUCUUAUCGCAGGAUUUGCUCUCCUGGAGCUUGUCAAAAGACCUCUAGCACACUGGAACGGCAUGGAGAUCUUGAUCUAUAUCACAGAACUCGUUGCGGCUGUGCACCUAGGAGCGCAUUUGCCAGGCGUCUCUUUUGACCGAGAAUAUUUUGAUCGGUACGGCAAAUUGCUUUUGGUAUUCAUGGCUGUGCAGGAGGCGCUUGGUCUUGUGGCAUUCUAUCGAGCGGCAUCACCUCAAGGACAAGAAGACCGGGUACCUGCAGAGUCUUUUUUGUCCCAACAGGGAUCGCCGCAACAAGAACCACAUCGCAAUGCUAUUUCCUGGUCUCCAGUUGACUCAAGCCCUCCCGGACCCCAAUCAUUGAGCUCGGCACGCUCUGUUGCUCCCUCGCUCUCAUUUUCGUCAGGGGCAGGAGGAUCCAGCUUCUCCACCGCAUUGCCUCCUGCGCCACAAUACCGCCUUUCCUCGUCCCAGACCUUCCACUCAUUUCCGACCAACGACAACAAGAACCCUCACAGUUUCACCAUGAGCUCUUUGAAGGAAAGCGAUCCUCCUUCGGACUAUGAUGUGGAUUCAGAUAGUGAGACCGUCGCUACGACCGCCACAACGCUCACUGAUGCCACCACUCGUAACAUCCGAUAUGGCCGCAACCCCAAUCUUGACUAUGGCUCUCCGUUCUCACCGAAGCGGAGCGAACUGGGUCCCGGUAUAGGUGGCUUGAGUCUCGAAGAUCGACCUUCUGCUCGUCGCAUGACCCGCAGCCAGACGCAGCAAGGUCUCUCGGCGCGGCGGCCCCGUGCGGCCAGAUAA
Penicillium riverlandense is the source of this 2571-nucleotide messenger RNA. RefSeq lists its product as uncharacterized. Gene Ontology annotation, cellular component: microtubule organizing center attachment site; mitotic spindle pole body; chromosome, centromeric core domain. Bases 1 to 2571 code for a protein of 856 amino acids. Gene Ontology annotation, biological process: nuclear inner membrane organization. NCBI's taxonomy places the organism in Eukaryota, Fungi, Ascomycota, Eurotiomycetes, Eurotiales, Aspergillaceae. The record is from RefSeq and is a predicted model, not a curated record. The transcript has 3 exons.